Sciurus carolinensis (gray squirrel) is the source of this 1278-nucleotide messenger RNA. RefSeq names its product tubulin beta-2A chain-like. Bases 1 to 1278 code for a protein of 425 amino acids. Gene Ontology annotation, molecular function: GTP binding; GTPase activity; structural constituent of cytoskeleton. The record is from RefSeq and is a predicted model, not a curated record. NCBI's taxonomy places the organism in Eukaryota, Metazoa, Chordata, Mammalia, Rodentia, Sciuridae. The transcript is spliced from 5 exons. Gene Ontology annotation, biological process: neuron migration; mitotic cell cycle; microtubule cytoskeleton organization. Gene Ontology annotation, cellular component: cytoplasm; microtubule.
AUGGUCUUCUACCAUCUGACUACUGACUGUGGUCGCCCCUAUUCCAAGGUCAUCCUUAGUGACAGGAUUCCAGGCCGUGAUGCGAUUCCUAUUUCAUUUCAGUUUUGGGAGGUCAUCAGCGAUGAGCAUGGCAUCGACCCCACUGGCAGUUACCAUGGAGACAGCGAUUUGCAGCUGGAGAGAAUCAACGUGUACUACAAUGAAGCUGCUGGCAACAAAUAUGUACCUCGGGCCAUCCUGGUGGACCUGGAGCCUGGCACCAUGGACUCGGUGAGGUCGGGACCAUUCGGCCAGAUCUUCAGGCCAGACAACUUUGUGUUCGGCCAGAGUGGUGCUGGAAAUAACUGGGCAAAGGGCCACUACACAGAGGGAGCCGAGCUGGUGGACUCGGUUCUGGACGUGGUGAGGAAGGAGUCAGAAAGCUGUGACUGUCUCCAGGGCUUCCAGCUGACCCACUCUCUGGGGGGCGGCACCGGGUCAGGCAUGGGCACCCUGCUCAUCAGCAAGAUCCGCGAGGAGUACCCAGACCGCAUCAUGAACACCUUCAGCGUCAUGCCCUCGCCCAAGGUGUCAGACACGGUGGUGGAGCCCUACAACGCCACCCUGUCUGUCCACCAGCUGGUGGAAAACACAGAUGAAACCUAUUCCAUCGAUAAUGAGGCCCUAUAUGACAUCUGCUUCCGCACCCUGAAGCUGACCACGCCCACGUAUGGAGACCUCAACCACCUGGUGUCAGCCACGAUGAGCGGGGUGACCACCUGCCUGCGCUUCCCGGGCCAGCUGAAUGCAGACCUGCGCAAGCUGGCGGUGAACAUGGUGCCCUUCCCCCGCCUGCACUUCUUCAUGCCGGGUUUCGCGCCCCUGACCAGCAGGGGCAGCCAGCAGUACCGCGCCCUGACGGUGCCCGAGCUCACCCAGCCGAGGUCAUGGAACCCCAAAUGUUCUUCGCCCCUGAGAGGCGAGGACAGUGUUUGGAAGCAGCCCCUUCCUGCGGUUCUGGGACCCGAAUCUCCAUCCCCAUACCGGGCUCAGGGUGGGCUGAGUGGGAGGGGGACGGGAACUAGACAGAAGGACCCCCGGGGGUGCAGCUGCGACCCGCAGACCGGGCUGGAGGUCUGGGCACCGCCCUUGGCCGCCGGUUGCCCGGGCUGGGAGUCCUCCCUGGACCUUGCGGCCGCAGUGCCGCGCCCUAGCGCCCCCGCACCUCGCACCGCGCCCCAGCUCCCUCUCGCGGUGCCGCAGUCCCUGCCGCACCGCCCCCCGAGUCCCCGCCCCUAA